AUGUAAUGUACUGAGUAUUAUGAACUGCCAUGUUAAAAUUGUUGUGCAAGAGGAUGGGGUUUGAUAGUGCAGGGCAGGGGCGGACUGACAACUCAUGGGGCCCCCGGGCAAUAGGGGAUCAUGGGGCCCCUGUGUCCUUGCCCAAACUCAAAAAAGCCUAUGAAAAAGGUACCAGGGGCAUCUCAUGGGGCCCCCUACUGACCCCAGGCCCCCGGGCAGUGCCUGAGUUUUCAAAUGGUCAGUCUGCCCCUGGU
This is a messenger RNA of Staurois parvus, 254 nucleotides long. The record is from the annotation of a GenBank genome assembly. Lineage: Eukaryota; Metazoa; Chordata; Amphibia; Anura; Ranidae.